Messenger RNA from Vicia villosa (hairy vetch), 709 nucleotides. RefSeq names its product NRR repressor homolog 3-like. The record is from RefSeq and is a predicted model, not a curated record. The transcript has a single exon. The coding region runs from base 30 to 386 and encodes 118 amino acids. Gene Ontology annotation, biological process: regulation of systemic acquired resistance. NCBI's taxonomy places the organism in Eukaryota, Viridiplantae, Streptophyta, Magnoliopsida, Fabales, Fabaceae.
UAAUUAAUAAAUACUUCUUUUGUGUGCGCAUGGAGAUCAGUGGUAGUAGCAAGAAGAGGAAGAUAAUUUGCAGUGAAGAGGAUGAAGAAAAACAAAGAGAAGAGGAAGCGAAAAUGGAGACUUUCUUUGCUCUAGUUAGAAGCAUGCGUGAGACACGUGAGCGUUGGAAGAAUAAAGUGAGUGAAGAUGUAAAGGAGAAAAAUAGAGUUGCUGUUUGGAAACCUACGUUUCAACUUGAAGAUUUUGCGGAAGAGGGUGCUGCUGAUCACAGUGAUCGGUGCCGAAACAAAGACCCUAGGGUUGGCAUAUUAGAAGGAUUGUCAACCAAGAGUGAUAAUAAGGAAGAUGAUGCAGAAAAGGGUAUUGACUUGAAGCUUUCACUUUGAUAAUGGUGCUGCAUAUGCACCAAGUGAUCGUAGCUAGAUCUUCUGUUCGUGUGUAAUGUAAAUCAUGUAAUAUGUCAUGUCUUUGCGUAACUUAUCGUUUUAGUACUGCAUUUUCUGUAAUUAACUUCAAGUAAUUUAAAGGAAUGUUAGUGUCUGCUCUCAGUUUAAUGUAUAAAUAUCACUUCAAAUCAACUGCAGAAUUUUCUUUAGCGUGAACUUUAGCCAACUGCAUCAACAUGAACCAUAACUAGAUAUUGGAAUGUCAAACCGAGGCGCGCCAAACAGCCCCAAAGUAUACCAUAAAGACCAAAUAUUAUGAAUUG